This is a messenger RNA of Tetrahymena thermophila SB210, 3246 nucleotides long. RefSeq names its product tubulin tyrosine ligase family protein. Gene Ontology annotation, molecular function: tubulin binding; tubulin-glutamic acid ligase activity. Gene Ontology annotation, biological process: microtubule cytoskeleton organization; protein polyglutamylation. Gene Ontology annotation, cellular component: cilium. The transcript is spliced from 3 exons. The record is from RefSeq and is a predicted model, not a curated record. Lineage: Eukaryota; Ciliophora; Oligohymenophorea; Hymenostomatida; Tetrahymenidae.
AUGAGAGCACAAUCAAUGAAUAUCUAAUUUACUAAUGAAUCUAGACAGUUUUAAACGCAAAGCAAGCAGCAAAGAUAUAUUUAGGAAGACAAAAGCUAAUAGAAUAUAAUCAAAAAAUACCCGAAUUAUGCCUAUGCUUUAACUACCGAAAAUUCAUAUGUUUAAUCAACUGCAAAUAAUCGAUUUGGCUAAGGACUGAUAGCACUUAAAAACAAAAGUGCUAAUAACAAAAGACCUUUUUAGCCUGCUCAAAAGAUGAUAAGCAGUAAUGGGUUUAUCCAUCAAGAUAUGCCGCAGCUUAGCGGGUCAUUUUCACCAAUGAUCUUUGAUACAAAUCAAAGGAUAUUAUAGAAACAACAAAAAUAUCUGGAAUCAAUGCAAGCAAAUAGCAACAUAAUAAUUAAUAAAGGAAAAAUAUAACAAAAUAAUAGAACUAUUAUGCCAGCAGGUACUUUUUAUAGUAGAUAGAACUAAGUUCCUUCUCCACUAUAAAAGAAGUUGAGUAUUUACAAUGAAAAUUCUCUUUAGAGCGAUAACCAAACUCAAGGAAAUGAAAUGAAGAGCUAGAAUUCAAAUAAUAUCAAUGAGUACACUCAAGGAAAGAAUAUAGAAAAUAAUAACAAUUAUUAAAAGUUGAGAGAUGUCAUCCAGUAUGAUAAACUGGAAAAAUUAGGAACUAGUGUGAUAGAUGCAAGUUUAAGAAAGCAGCAACAAGAUAAAAAAAAGCAGUUAGAGUAGUUUCCAAUGAGCAGCAAUACCAACAAAGGAAAAGAUGGUUCUUAGAAUAAUUAAAUAUCGAUAUUCACUCAAAGCAGGAUUAACACAAGUAAUUAAAUUGAGAAUAUUUACCCAGAAGAAGAAGAGUGGGACAUGAUUUAGCUAAGAUAAAUUGGAUAGACAACAAACCAGCAAGAACAGUAGAACCAAGCUGAUUAGAAAAAUGAGCAAAAUUUAUUAAGAUAGUCUUCUCUUGAUUUAGCUGAAAGUAAUAGGAAAUAAGGAUAUAAUUCAAUGGUAAAAAGCAACAUUAUACAAUCAAAUCAAAAUAAUUAGAGAUUUUAGCUAAAUUCGCCUUCACCAGUCUAAUAAAAGGCUUUUCUUUCUCCAUAAAGAAACGAUGAUAAAUUAGCAAAGUCGAUUCAGCAUAAUUAGUAAUUAACUUAAAGUUAAAAGAGUGCUAUGGUAAAGCGCUCGUACUCAGCAGUAAAAAAUUCUACAUAAAUUAAAAAAGAUGAUAUCGUGAACAACAAUAGUAAGAAAAUAAAUCCAAAUGAUUUAAUGAUAUUGAAAAUAAAGGAGCAAUGCACUUAUAAAAAGUAUAUAGAUCCAAUCAGAAUUAAGAAGGAAAAGGCUAAACUCAAGUAAUAAAGCGAAGUAAAAAACAGAAAAAUUAACUUUACAAGCACUAUCACAGCAGGGUACCAUUUAAAAUCAACUUAAGAGGCCUAACCUAAAAUGAAAUCUCUUAAGGAUAGCAUGGUCCCUGAUGACUAGCUUAGCAAUAAUCUUGAUAUACCUGCAGCAAGAUAGUAUGAAGAAGAAGAUGAUGACGAUGAUGAUUCAAUGAUUAUGAGCAAUAAUGAUAUCUCUUUAGAUUUAGACGAUGACGAAGACGAAAGUAAGUAAAUUUCCUCUCCUCUUGGAGGACUUGCUAGCACAUAAGAUUCUAUCUAAAAUAAUAACUCAUAAAAAUCAAAAGUUAGCUUAUUAAAAUCUGUUUAUUAAGGUCGUCCAGCAACUAUUUUCUUUCCAUACCACAAAUCUUGUUAGCAGCCUUAGCCCAGAGACACUUCUCGUGCGAUAUAAAUUUCAGAUUUUGAGACAAAAAAAUUCAAUCUCAAAUACAAAAUUAAUGGAGAGAAUCCAUACAAAUGUGUUGUUAAAGCAUUUGAAGAGGCUGGGUUUGAAAUGACAGAGGAAAAUGAUUGGAAUUGUGUGUGGUCAUUGCCAAAAAAAGACAGAGUGAAAUUUAUGAACUAGUUUUAGAAAUAAAACCACUUUCCUGGUUGCUGGAAUUUAGGAAGAAAAGAUUUUAUGUGGAGAUGCCUGAAUAGAGUUAAGAGAAAAUGCCCUAAGGAAAUGGAUUUUGUGCCUAACACAUAUUUAUUAUGUAACUCAGGAGAUUGGGAUAGAUUUUUAGCUAGGAGAGAUGAAGCAAGUAAAAAUACUUUGUGGAUUUUAAAACCAGCUGAUUAAGCAUGUGGAAGAGGAGUUAAAGUAAUCAGCAAAACGACUAAAGUUAAAAGGAAAUCUAACAGAAUUAUAUGUGAUUACAUAGCUAACCCUCAUCUCAUUAAUGGAUUGAAAUACGAUUUACGUUUAUAUGUUCUAGUAACUAGUUAUGAUCCUCUUAGGAUUUAUCUAUACGAAGAAGGAUUGACCCGUUUUGCUACAGAAAAAUAUAACACAAACACCAAAGAAAUAAGUAAGAGGUUUGUCCAUCUAACAAACUAUAGUGUUAAUAAGCAUGCUAAGAAGUUUGUCAAGAAUACAAAUCCAGAAGCAGAUGGAGAGGGAUCCAAGUGGUCUUUGACAGCUUUAAAAGCAAAAUAUAAACAAAUGGGAAUAAACGUUGACGAAUUAUUUGGAAGAAUUAAGGAUAUAAUAAUAAAAACAUGUAUUUCUGCAGAACCAUAAAUGCUAGAUAUAGUAGCUAAAUCUCAAGAACACAGAACUAAUUGCUUUGAACUUUAUGGGUUUGACAUAUUAAUUGAUUCUUCUCUCAAACCUUGGAUUUUAGAGGUAAAUGUCUGCCCUUCUUUAAGCUCUUCAAGUCCUUUAGAUCGUAAGAUUAAGCACUCAUUGUUGGUUGAUGUGUUAAAUAUUAUUGGCAUUACACCAUAUGAUAAAAAGUAAUUCACAGAAGAUAAAAAGAAUAAUCUUUUUACUCGAGCAUUUAACUCAAUAUCUUCUACAAUGCUUGACUGUAAUGACUCCGAGAAGGUCUCAAACGGCAAGAAGAAUUUUAGUAAAAAUAUAAAUGAUAUUUAAGAUCUUACCUAUGAAAAUUGCCUAGAAAAGCUUUCUCCUGAGAAUUGGGAAGUAUUAUUUGAAACAGAUGAAGAAUUAUACCGCAGAGGGCAUUUUGAGAGAAUUUAUCCCCUACCUUCUAAAGAAAAGCUUGAUUAUUAUUCUCAAUUUUUUGACUUCUAAAGAUUUAAUAAUGUGAUGGUGCAAAAAUGGAUUACUUCAAAAUAAAAUUUUCUAGAAAAAAUACUUAAAAAAAAAUAUUAAACCGUUGUUUGA